UGUCUUUUGGCACACAAGCAAAACUAGACAGCUUUUGUUAAUGUAGUUGUGAGAUCGACAUAGUAAACACACAACAAAUUACGCUAGUGUGCGGCGCGGCAGCCGGUGCACCGCCACACCCGUCGCCCGUUUCUCCCCGCUACGCGACUGCGAACUCUGCGCGCCGCGUCCGCGUCAUUGAAGAACAAGACUCGCUCGAUGGCAGGCGUCCUCCCGCCAAUAUGUAUAAAGAGUUACGCUGCUCUAAUACAAAAUACGCGAUAGUGGAAAAUAUAUGUUAUUCUUAUUUUAUAAAUAAUUUAUUUUUAUAGUGUUGUUUGCAAUGAAGCAUAUUUUUAUUUAUUAGUGAAUGAUAGUUAAUUAUUCUAAAAGCGCCUUACGAGUGUUGUAAUCUCCGUAGUGUGCUCACUGUGAUUGUUUUGUUUCAAAUGUUUUAUGCUAUAUCAAGAGGAUUUGUUGAUACCAAUAGUGUUAGUGAGUUUGUAUGAGUGUCUAUUCGAUCUGUGAUCGAGUGUGUGGUCGAUUUUUUGCCGAGAGUCGAUACAACAACGUGCCAAUUCAUCGGAUACAAUCACAUCACUAUCAACUGUCAUCCGCAACGAAAAACCCUACGAGAACUGAACGACACUGUAACAAAUAUGUGUUGUGAUUUGCAGAUGCUCUCGGUGCAAGUCCCGGGGUGCGCGGGGAUGGAGCGGCUGGGCGCCCCGGCGGGCCCUCGUCUGCGGCACGAGCACCGGCAUCAUGCAUUGGAAUGGGAGAGCCAGCAGCGCUUGCAGGCGAUGGUGGGCCGUCUCCAGGAGAUGGUGGAGCAGGAGUCCCGCGCGAGGUCAGCAGCCGCGGCCGAGCGCCUGGGCCUGCCGCCCAGCAUACCGCUGCCCGACGGCGAGGCCGGCCCCGACAAGCAUCUGCAGAUACGAGUCCCUUAUCAGCAAGCCGAGCUGACGAGGCCGAGCUUCCAGCCUCCACCGAACAAGAGCGUGAGCGACGUGCCGGAGUGGGCGGCGGAGGGCGGCGGCGGGGGCGCGGCGCGGCGCGCGGGGGGCGCGGGCGGCAAGAAGGACGGGCUGCUGCAGAAGGCGACGCGCUGGUGGGUGCGCAUGGGCGCGCGGCCGCCGCACUGCCUGCCCGGCGAGCCGCGCCCGCGCCGCGCGCCGCCGCCGCCGCCGCCGCCCUGCGUCAUGGUGCCGCGCCGCCCGCCCCCCGCGCCGCCCGCGCCCCGCCGCGCCUGACGCGACACACAUUCCACCGCCGCCGCAGCCGCCGCGCCCCCACCCCGCAUCACGCUUACAUUCCAUUAUCGGGACCACCCGAUCCGCCGAGGUGCAAGCGCGUCCCGAAGUAUUAUAGACUUGGUAUUUAUUUAUAUGGGACUGGAGCCAUCGACCGUGCGCGCAGACGUUCUAUGUGAUAUGUGUGAUAAGUCGAUAACGUUGUUUCUUAUUUAUGAGUCGAGUGAUCGCCGGCGCCGCGGGGUCCUUGCCAUCGCGACAGCGAGCGGAGCGAAAACAGCUAGUCCUAAUAAUUUAAUCGGUUUAGAAAUAGUAAUAAUUGUUAUUAUUGAAAAUGUAUUGAUAAGAAGAGGUUUCACUGCCCGCUAGUUGUGUUAGGUGUGUGUCUGAUGCGUCGUGAACCCGACUGCAUGAUGUCUGAUAGCGAGAGUCUGACUGCAUGACUUCUGACAGCAUGAGUCUGACUGCAUGACGUCUGACGGCGUGAGUCUGACUGCAUGACGUCUGACGACGUGGGUCAGACUGCAUGACGUCUGACGACGUGAGUCGUGACUGCAUGUCAUCUGUGUGCGUGUCGAAUCCCGACCACUGUCUCUUGAGUUUCGCAAAAACUAAGACUGAAAUUUAAAAAGAUAUAACACUAUAAAGUCGACAUUGAUGUAUGUUGUCUUAGGUAAAAUUAAUUCAAAUAGAAACUAUUAAAGUAUAUAAUAUUUAAUGAAUGUUUCGAUUGUAAUCGUCGAUGAUAUUGUAUAUUAUGAAAGGUCAGUCAAUAAUAAGCUAAUGUCAUUACAUUAUACUGUACAGUUUCAUGUUUAAGUAAUCUAUUUUAUUAUUUCUAUCCAGCAGCUAAUUAUCUGUAUUUAAACAACUUUUAUAUUUAUAAUUUGUAAUGAUGUAUAAAAUAAUGCAUAUCAGUACAGUAACCGCCAGGAAUAUUAAUUUACAUAGCAUAGUUACUUUUUGUAUUGUAAAUAUUGUCUCUAAUUUAAUAUUAGAUUAAUGUGGGCCUUGCGCCACAAUCCGAGUUUUUCAAUUGAGUGUUGCUACAUUCCAUAUUUAUGUUGAAAUAUUCUGAUACCGUACCUUGAAGCUGCUGUCCUCAACUUGCCUUUUAACUGUACCGUCGACCAUUACCGUGUAGCGAGUCAUACUGAAAAAGCAGAAUAGAAAUCUCACUAGAAAAUAGAUAUUAAUUAGUAAAAUUUGAAAUUAAACUUUGGUUUGUAAUAGGUUUUAAUGACGUUACCUACCAGUCUGUUGGGUGUAGGCGAUACGCAAUACAAUGUACAGUUUCGUAUUGAAAGUGACCCUGUGGAUAUUGCUGUGCAAUAUUAAUGAUAAGGGCUAAUGUUUAAGCAUAUCACUUUUUCAAUCUAGCUGAAAUCUGAAUGAAAUAAUUUCUGUAUGUUUUGUAAACUCAGGUUCUUUUUAUAAUUAUUAUUUCGGUUUGCUGUAACAUUAACUCAACAUUGGCCUUAGCAAUAUACUGAAGAGUAAAUAAAUCGGCGAUAGAAUAGUGAAGUAUACCAUUUUAGGUAUUUAUUAACCAAUUGUAUAUAAAUUAUUUAAGGCACAUAUUUAAAGUAUAGCCUAUAGCUAUGUAGUUAAAAUAAAUAUGAGCCUAAUAUCUACUUAACUAUUCUAUUAUCGAAUUUAGACCAAUGAAAAUAUUUGAAUGUGUUAUAAGUGGCAUUUGUAUCUGAACAGAUAAUUUUACGGCAAACUAUGUUCAAAAUUUGCUUUUGAGAAAUGCUUGAUACAUUAAUUAUUCGAUUUUUGAUGCUAUGCAGAAAAAUAUAUCAACUACCUAUCUGCUUCUUGUAACCUCACUUCAAUAUAGAUAAAUCUCUUGAGUCAUGAAAGAGUAAAGCAGCCAUUGUACAAAAUACUGGUAAAAUAUAAAAGUUGUUUAAAAUAGUUUCGCAGUAAAUAUCUAGAUAACAAACAAUAUUCCAUUUGUCAUAUAAUAAGUAAAAAAAAGCAAAUGUUUAAAAAAAUCUGCAUUAAAUUACGACCUACAAUAAUUAA
This is a messenger RNA of Plutella xylostella (diamondback moth), 3263 nucleotides long. Lineage: Eukaryota; Metazoa; Arthropoda; Insecta; Lepidoptera; Plutellidae. The record is from RefSeq and is a predicted model, not a curated record.